GGAAAAUGGGCGGGGCAGCCUUCGAGCUCGGUCACGGAGGUUGUGGUGAACUUUGCCGGUGUUGAAAUCCUGCCGGACUAAAUCUGCCAAUAAUGGGUAGUGUUCUGGCUGCUGCCUCACCUAGUCCGACCCCGGCUGCGGCCGGAGGUGCUCAAGGAGUCCCGGGUAUGGUGUCUGUGCCUCCGGGGUUUACCAUGCCUCCAGUGUCUUCCGUCCCUUCUUCACCCGACCAACAGACAGCUGAUGCCGACUCAUCUCUUGCAAACCCUGGGACGUACGAGGAGUGUCACCGCAAAUGUAAAGAGGUCUUCCCGAUGCAGAUGGAAGGUGUGCGGUUAGUUGUGAAUAAGGGCCUCAGUAACCAUUUCCAAGUCAGCCAUACGAUUAAUCUGAGCACACUUGGGGACUCGGGUUAUCGAUUUGGCUCCACGUAUGUUGGCACGAAACAAACAGGACCAACCGAGUCAUUCCCAGUAAUGGUAGGAGAUAUGGACAACACAGGCAGCUUGAAUGCCCAGGUCAUCCAUCAGCUGACAUCUGCAGUGCGAUCUAAAGUGGCCAUCCAGACUCAACAGCAUAAGUUUGUGAACUGGCAGUGUGACAUGGAGUACCGUGGCCAAGACUUCACAUCUGCUGUGACACUUGGAAACCCGGAUCUUCUUGUUGGAUCUGGGAUUUUGGUGGCUCACUACCUCCAGUCCAUAACACCGGCAUUAGCUUUAGGCGGUGAGCUUGUUUACCACAGAAGACCAGGAGAAGAAGGGACGGUCACCUCCUUCCUCGGCCGAUACAACGGUGACAACUAUGUGGCAACGCUGACUUUAGGAGGAGCAGGAGCCCAUGCAACGUACUAUCACAAAGCCAAUGAUCAGUUGCAGUUAGGCGUUGAAUUUGAGGCCAGUACAAGAAUGCAGGACACCACGACGUCUUUUGGCUACCAGCUGGACCUUCCUAAGGCGAACUUGCUAUUCAAAGGCACCAUUGACAGUAAUUGGGUAGUUGGGGCAACACUCGAAAAGAAACUCCCCCCACUGCCUCUCACAUUGGCCCUGGGGGCAUUUCUCAACCACCGCAAAAACAAGUUCCAGUGUGGAUUCGGUGUCACCAUUGGCUAAAGAGCUGGAGCCAUCUGCUCACAUACCACAGCUUGGACCGGUACAGAGACACACAGGGACCUGGACUGAGUUUUAAACAUUGAAUUCAGAGACUCUUCUCAGUCCUGUGAUGUCUGUGGCAGACAGAGAGACAGACAAAGGAGCCGGGACGGGCCAAGCCAUGCCUACAUUCUGUAGCACACAUGUCUUUACUUUACGCUGUUUUGAAACAAAUAAAAAUAAAACCAACAGGCUAAGAGCGAUCUAUAUUGGAACGCGUCCGGUUGAUGCAUGGGGUCCUGAUAUGAAAAUCAAACGUUCGUUGUUAGACGUAAUAUAUGGUGGUCAUGUAUGAUGGAUGAAAAUAAAUGUGAUUACGUUUUGUAAACUGGUCAAACUCAUCAAUGAUCAAGCCUUAUACAGUGGUGCAAAUAUUCAUCAGUUACAGUCCAGCACAUGUUUAA
Molecule: messenger RNA, 1558 nt
Organism: Synchiropus splendidus (mandarinfish)
Lineage: Eukaryota; Metazoa; Chordata; Actinopteri; Syngnathiformes; Callionymidae
Gene: tomm40
Product: translocase of outer mitochondrial membrane 40 homolog (yeast)
Exons: 9
Coding region: 93-1115 (340 amino acids)
Biological process (GO): protein import into mitochondrial matrix
Cellular component (GO): mitochondrial outer membrane; mitochondrial outer membrane translocase complex
Molecular function (GO): transmembrane protein transporter activity
Source: RefSeq, a predicted model, not a curated record